Molecule: messenger RNA, 1094 nt
Organism: Aedes albopictus (Asian tiger mosquito)
Lineage: Eukaryota; Metazoa; Arthropoda; Insecta; Diptera; Culicidae
Exons: 2
Coding region: 1-714 (237 amino acids)
Source: RefSeq, a predicted model, not a curated record
AUGUUACUAUUAGCUUUAAAGAGCCUUUUCUUCGUGGCCGCCAUCAUGGCCUACAGCACCGGAGUCUGGCGGCUGAUCAACGACUACUUCCGGCAGGAAUUUCGGACUUUCCUAGACGAGGAAGUGAAGAAGAACAAAUACUUGAUGGUUGAUCCAGGAAUUACACCACUGCCUUCGCCAUCGCAAAUCAUCUCGGAAGGUGAAGUUCGCAAGGCCCAGCAUGGAUCGAUUCCGGCGAACCGACUGUUGGACCAGAUGAUUCUGAACUUCGGCCGGUUGUUCAGCGCCGGAAAUGAACCGAGUCAUGCCAGGGCAUACACUUCGGCACAACCGACACCGACAAAUGAAAUUAUAACGACGUCAACUUCGACAGACGAACCGGCGGCGGCGGCAUCUUCCCAGCCGGUGACGGACCGAAUCGGAACCAGCUUAGGUCCGGAAAGUCCCACCCAGGACGGAGCAACCGUAAUUGAAAGUGAUAAGUUUUUGAGAAGUUCUUCGCCCGAACGGGAGGACAAUAAAUCGGAUGGGAACGGUGGUGAUGACGAUGCAAAUGCGGAUGACGACGUCGAUGGUGAUGACGAUGAAGAAAAGUGGAUUAAGUACUGGAAAAAUAGCCAAAGACGGGGACAGCUGCCGGAGACCGUGGGUAGUGGGGGUGGCGAUGGGGACGGUCACUGUGAAGCCAAGCCAGUGGACGCUUGUGGAACAUGAUGCCAAGACAGGACUAUAAGGAAACAUUGGUGGAGGGGAGGGUCAGUGUUUGUGGGGUUGCUAAAUGGGAUAAAGUUUUAUCGAGUGCAUAAUCGAGUGGUGCGAUGAUUGAAAUGGGGACACCCGGGGACAACUGUUUCGGAGAACGGGUGGAACAGCUAAGGAAAAGUUUUAUUGCGUCGAGUGGAUAGAGCGAGCUGCUGCAGGCUGCAUUCAAUUAGCAAGACCGGUAGUGUGUGAAACCAAUAAAUGGCACGUGCAAUGUUGCUUUGUGGGAGACCGAUUUGUUUAAAGUUGUUUUUACUAGAUAUAAGCACUAUUGAUAGCAGUUAGAGAGGGGCACGACAUAGAAAGUAAACAUUUAGAAUAGUUUGUUUAAA